Messenger RNA from Rotaria sp. Silwood2, 1050 nucleotides. Lineage: Eukaryota; Metazoa; Rotifera; Eurotatoria; Philodinida; Philodinidae. The record is from the annotation of a GenBank genome assembly.
AUGAAUACCACAUCAAGUGAUAGUACUAGUGCUCUUGUAGCUGCAUCCAUUCAACUGAACAUUUGGUUUGGUUUAUUUCUUUGGAUGACAGGUAAUAUUGGUUGUAUUGGGAAUAUGAUAGUAUUUCAUUCUCCAGUAUUUCGCAAACAAGCUUAUUCAAUUUAUUUAUUAUCGGAAGCAAUAUGUGAAUUUAAUUACUUUAAUUUUGUUCUGUUGGUACGAAUUUUUCAAAAAGGAUUUCAAAUUCCAAUUAUCACACGUUUCGGUGUCCUGUGCAAACUUCGAGCAUUUUUUUCCAUCUAUGGUAAUCAAGUGUCGUUUACUUUAUUUUCAUUUGCAACAAUUGAUCGACUUUUAUCGACACAACGAUCAGUUAAAUAUCGUCAAUGGAGCAAUCGUAUACCAAUUGCGUACAGAAUGUGUAUUACAUGCUUAGUCUUUUGGUUAUUGUUGAUGGGUCAUCGACUUAUUUUAUAUAAUAUUAUAAGCGGAAGAUGUGCUGCUCUAUCAGGCUUUUAUGAUUAUUUUGAUAAUUAUAUUGAAGCAUUUUUUCAAGGAAUAUGUCCACCGACAGUGAUGAUUGUACUUGCUUGUUUAUUAAUACGAAGUGUCCACAAGGUUAUUCGACGACAAAUUGUUUCUGGUCAUAAUAGACCACCGGCAACUGUUGCACGACAUUCAGUUCUUCAAACAAUGGAUUCUCGACUUAAAUUGAUGCUUAUAUUACAAUCAAUCAUUGCUACAUUAACUUAUACACCAUAUGCAGCUGAACUUAUCUAUUCAAAUGUUACUCAAAAUUGGCCAAAGUCAGCUUUCCAAAAGGCUCGCGAUAACAUUUUCAAUGAUUUCACUCAUUUAUUGUCGUUUGCAUUUUUUUCUACUAGCUUCUACGUAUCCAUGCUUACAAAUGGUGGUUUUCGUCGUCAAAUUAAAACUGUCUUUAAAAAAUCAAAUGAUGACUCUACAAUUCAUUUAAAUACUAUUCAUCAUGUCAAUGGAACUAAUAAUAUAUUCAACCAAAAUAAAAACAUCGUUCACCUUAAAAACUGA